Messenger RNA from Ornithorhynchus anatinus (platypus), 3173 nucleotides. RefSeq names its product extracellular tyrosine-protein kinase PKDCC-like. Gene Ontology annotation, molecular function: non-membrane spanning protein tyrosine kinase activity; ATP binding. The record is from RefSeq and is a predicted model, not a curated record. NCBI's taxonomy places the organism in Eukaryota, Metazoa, Chordata, Mammalia, Monotremata, Ornithorhynchidae. Gene Ontology annotation, biological process: protein phosphorylation. The transcript has 8 exons. Bases 1 to 1248 code for a protein of 415 amino acids.
AUGCCGGGCCCGGGCCCGGGGGCGGCCGCGCUGCUGGGCGCCGUGGCCCUGCUGGCCGAGGUGUGGCGGCGGGUGCGGGACGUGCGGCGGCUGGGCCGGCCGGAGCCGGCGGGGCGGAGGGCCGGGGCGCUGGGCUGCGAAGCGCUGCGCAGGCUGGCGGGGCUGCGGCCGGUGGGCGCGGGGGACACCAAGGCCGUGGUGCGCGCCGAGCUGGGCGGGGGCCGGGCGCUGGCGCUAAAGACCGUGCGCCCCUUCGGGCCCGAUGUCAGCCGCUGCCUGCAGAGCCCGGGGGCCGGGCCCGCCGCCUGCCGCCGCCUCGCCAACCUCAAGCUGCUGAAGGAGCUGGCCCUGCUCCAACGCCUGCGCCACCCGGCCGUCGUCAAGUUGUACGGCCAGUGCUACGAUCAUAACCCAGAUGGGGAGAUCGGGGUCACCGCCAUCCUGGAGUUGGGAAGCCCUCUGGAGUUCAUUCAGCUCCUGCAGACCCCCUGGGAGGAGAGAUUUAAAAUUUGUUUAGGGCUGGUGAGGUUGCUGCACUACCUGGCCCACUCCCCACUGGGGUCGGUGGCCUUGUUGGAUUUCCAGCCACGGCAAUUUGUCCUGGUGAAUGGACACUUGAAAGUGACGGACCUGGACGAUGCCAGCACCGAGGAGCCGGAGUGCCAGACAGAUGAAUACUGCACCCUGGACUUCCCCGACAGGACGUUCCCUGGCCGCUGUGGUGCCGCCGGCCGCUGUCAUGGCCUAAACGAAAAGCGGAACCUCUACAAUGCCUAUCGGUACUUUUUCACAUACCUUUUGCCACACACAUCACCUCCUGCCUUGCAGCCUCUUCUUCUGGAUAUUCUGAACGCCACAGGUGAUUUACGAUAUGGGAUCAAUGAGACGCUAGCCACGUUUGAAGAAGUGCGCCGUUUGUACGAGUCUGGGCUUUAUCUCCAGAACAGCCCCCCACAUCUGAAAGAUUACAUUCUUCUGAAGGGCUUCCGCCCGAAAGAUAGCCAGGACUACAGGUGCUGGCCCUCCUACAGCCACCUGGGGUGCUUGCUCUCUGUCCAUGAUGCCGAGGAGGCAGCCAGCAUCUGUGCCUCCCACCCGCAGUGCCAGAGUUUCAUCAUCCACCGGGAGCAGACGUGGGCAGGCCGACACCUCGCAUCCUUCCGGAGCAGUAUGGCUGAGCUGAUUCCCGAUGCCCAUUCUCAGGUGUACAGGAAGCGAUCCGGGGCCCGAAGUGGUGAGGCGCUGUAGCCAGCUUUUGGAGACCUGUGCUAUGCAGGAGGGCACUUUCUCCUUUCUCACUAGAGGGGACCACUGGGUCACCACGGGGCAGGCCUCGGCUGGCCUAGAAUGGUCAUCAUCUCUCCCAGGUGGAGGGUUUCCUUGCCCCACCAGCGAUGGACAGCAUUGGUAUCUGGUGUGGUAGGAUGCUCCAGGCCUGAUGGGUGCCCCGUAGGCGUGCCCGGACCUAAGGCGGAUCAUCAUGAGCUCAUGGCAUCUCUGCAAGGUCCAGCUGCGGAAACUGCCAGGACCUGGACUGCAGGGGAUGCAGCGCUCCUGGCCCCAGCGACCCGAAGCACGGAUGGCCGUUUCCAGUUUAAUAACCUUGGAGGUUGAGGUUGUCCUGUGUACUUUCAGUGAAAGCAUCAUUAAGGAGCAGAUUGUCAAGGACUUUGAGAUCCUGUUUCCUAGGCACUUCAUUAAAGAGAUGGCCUGGGAUGGGCCCUCUUGAGGGAGCGGGGAGGUGCUCGGUGAAAAAUCACAGCCCCCGGUAUUAGUAUUAACCAUCACUUGUUCCUUUGUUCUGGGAUAUCUCACUCAGGGAGUGAGCGUGGCCGUGUCUUCAGAUUGAACUUGGACCCUGCAGGCUGUUGCUGAGGGGAUUCCUGCCCCUCCUCUCCUCCCCGCCCCCAUUAGCCAGAACUCUUGGGAUUUUAUCAAGUUUUCCAUUCCCGUUGGACUCUGAAAUAACAACAGCCCCCAACCAGAGGUGGUGGAGAAUGGAAGGAAGGGCCCAGAGCGGCAGGGCCAGCUUGCUCGCCACCUCAGAGACUGGCCCCAUUUCAUUUUGAGAUGUGGCCUUUUCCCAGGAAAUGGAGUGAACCACUUUCCAGCCAAUUCCUCGGUAACAGCACUCUGGAUCAGACCUGGAAGAGGCCCGCAGCCCAGCCAGGCAUGCAGCAUUCUGGAAAGGGGCAGGUCUCGACAACAGAAGCUGUGAGGGGGCGAGGGAGGGGAAGCCCAAAUAGAACAAGGUCAGGUGCUGCAGACAGCUAAAACCUCAACACACUACGCCAGCUCUGACACUGGUCUGCCGGGUAAGCUUGGGAAAAAUCACUUACCCUCUCUGGGCUGCAGUUUUCUCAUCUAAAAAAUGGGUAUUGCUCUCCUACCUUCUUUGAUUGAGAGCCCUCCGGGGGAGUUAGACUGUGUCUGAUCUGAAUGUCAAUCAGUGAUAUUUAUUGAGCACUUAGGGUGCAGAGCACUAUGCUAAGUGCAUGGGAGGGAACUUUACAGUAGAGCUGGUAGACACGAUCCCUGCCCACAAAGAGCUUACAGUCUAGAAGGGAUGACAGAUAUGAAAAUAAAUCACAGGGUAAGGGAAAUGGCAGAGAAUAAGGCUAAGGGUGGGGCAAUGAUAUCUUGUACGUAUGUACUCCAGCACUUAGCACAGUGCUUUGGGCUGCAGAAAUUGCUUAAUAAAUGCCAUCAUUAUGGUAUAGAUGGGAUUGUCAGUACUGCCUUGGCCUUUUCAGUCCACCUCACACCCACGGGUUUACCUCUUCAAUAGUGAAUAUGAAGGCUUGUAUAUAAACCAGGCUUCCAUUCAAUACUAUUUCUUGAAUUAUUUCCUCUAGACUGUAAGCUCGAGGGCAAGAAAUGUGUAUAUUGUUAUAGUGCACUCUCCCAAGCACUUAGUACAGUGCUUUGCACACUACAAGUGCUCAAUUAAUACAAAUGAAUAUUGAAAACCUAUUUACAGAGCACUAUACUAAGCAGUUCAAUGAAAGUAAAACACAGUCCCGCCCCCUCAAGGAGUUGAUGAGUUUACGUUAUAAUGCAGGAAACAGGCAGACAUGAAUUGUUUACAUACAGUGGAAAGAUGAAGAAAAACUAGGAUACAUCUCAUAAUAGCAAAAAGGUAUGGGGAAAAAUAAACAAGACUUUUAAAAUUA